Pipistrellus nathusii (Nathusius's pipistrelle) is the source of this 720-nucleotide messenger RNA. NCBI's taxonomy places the organism in Eukaryota, Metazoa, Chordata, Mammalia, Chiroptera, Vespertilionidae. The record is from the annotation of a GenBank genome assembly.
AUGAGAACGGAGGCGGAGGCGGCGGGGCCGUCGCUGGAGCCCGGGGACUUCGUGCAGCUGCCCGUGCCCAUCAUCCAGCAGCUCUACCACUGGGACUGCGGCCUGGCCUGCUCCAGGAUGGUGCUGCGGUACCUGGGCCAGCUGGACGACGGUGAGUUCGAGUGCGCCCUGCAGGAGCUGCGGCUGACCCGCAGCAUCUGGACCAUCGACCUGGCCUACCUGAUGCGCCGCUUCGGGGUGCGGCACCGCUUCUGCACGCAGACGCUGGGCGUGGACAAGGGCUACAAGAACCAGUCCUUCUACAGGAAGCACUUCGACUCGGAGGAGACUCGGGUCAACCAGCUGUUCGCACAGGCCCAGGCCUGCAAGGUGCUGGUGGAGAAAUGCACGGUGAGCGUGCAGGACAUCCAGGCGCACCUGGCGCAGGGCCACGUGGCCAUCGUGCUGGUGAACUCGGGGGUGCUGCACUGCGAGCUGUGCUCCAGCCCCGUCAAGUACUGCUGCUUCGCGCCCCGCGGCCACCGCUGCUUCUGCCGCGCGCCCGGCUACCAGGGCCACUUCAUCGUGCUGCGCGGCUACAGCCGGGCCACCGGCUCCAUCUUCUACAACAACCCGGCCUACGCCGACCGGAUGUGCAGCACCAGCGUCAGCAACUUCGAGGAGGCCAGGACCAGCUACGGCACGGACGAGGACAUCCUCUUUGUGUACGUGGACAGCUGA